Molecule: messenger RNA, 1545 nt
Organism: Sorex fumeus (smoky shrew)
Lineage: Eukaryota; Metazoa; Chordata; Mammalia; Eulipotyphla; Soricidae
Exons: 12
Coding region: 1-1545 (514 amino acids)
Source: RefSeq, a predicted model, not a curated record
AUGUGGGAGCAGGAAAGAUGCCAACCUCUCCCCCAUGCCCAGGAACGCCUCACCUUUGACAGAGUCCUGGAUGCUACUGCAGCUCAAGAGGCAGAGCAGGAGCUGCUGGCCCGAGUUCAGCCUGCACUGCGCUCUGUGGGUCGGGGGUACAGCGUGGCCCUGCUGCUUCGGGGUCGGGAAAGAGAGGCACCUCGGCUAGUACCUCAGCUGCUGCAGAUGCUGUUUGAGGAGGCUGGCGGGGGCUCUGCUCCUGGGCUGAGCACUCUGAGCCUGGUGCAGCUCAGCAGCCACGGGAAGGCCCGGGACCUGCUCUCCCCAGGGGCAGAGGAAGUGUCGGUGCUGCACAUGACUCCUCUGGGCGUGGUGGUGGAAGAUGCCCGGGAAGUAGAAGUGUCUGAUCCAAGAGUGGCUUCCGAGCUGUACCUGCAGGCCUCAGGGGGUGAUGGCAGGGACUGCCCUCUGCUGCAGGUGCUGGCUGGCGAGGUGGCUGAUGAGAAGGAGGAGGGCUCCCUGCCGUGGAUUGUCUCUUGUCUCCUGGAAGGAAACAACUACAGUGGCCUUCUUCUUCGUGUGGACCCUCAAGGCAGCUCCCUGAGCUUGCUCCAGGCUGCUCUGUGCGGGGCACUGCGGAGGCGGACACAGGUGAAACUGGUGCACCCCACCCUGUGGAAUGCAGUGCAAGAGGCCCGGGCCCGGCGGCUGGGCUUGAAGAACCUGCGUUCAGGCCUCUUGGGGGACACCCUAACCCAUGGUAGACUCAGCCAGCUGGCCAGGGCCCUGCAGGAGCUACGGGUAAAUAAGGUGACAGGUGUGGCAACAAGUCACAGCCCAGGCCUCCAAGGGCAGCUCCAAGGUAGAGCAUCUCUGGGACAUGGGCUCCAUCAAAAGCAUCUCCCCAGUGACUCCGAGGAAGAGGUCCCAGAUGUGCCUCUGCAGUUUUUCCUGGCUCAGGUCCGGAGGCAGAGGCUGCGAGAACAGCACCAAGUUUUGAUUCAAGAAGAACUGAAGCAUUUGGAACAGGAGGAGGAGGAGGAGGUGGCAGAUGAUCAGGUUGAAAGUCUGGUGGCUGGAGAGGAUGUCUCCAAGGCAAGGCAGGGAUGGCACCGGGAGCAGAUGGUGUUGAGACUUCAGCUGGAGGCAGUUCGGGUGGAGCGGGACACUGCCGAGCAGGACCUGGCUGCCCUCUAUGAACUGCAUGUGUGCGCUGCCCGCGCUCAGACCCGUCACGUGCUGCAGGUGUUCCAAGCCUGGCGAGAACUGUGGGCAGAUCAGGUCGCGGACCGGGAGCACCGUCACUGCAGCCUGCUGGCCGGCGUCCUGCAAGACGCCAUCAACCUAGCCACCCAGAACCAGGAGCUCCAAGCCCAGAACCUGCAGCUUCAUGGGGUGCAGACGAAUCUGCCGGGAGCCAUGUCUGGCUCUCAGCCUGGGGAGAGCUCUGAGAAUCAGGAAACCUUUGGAGAAAGUUUCCGUUUUCCUCAUUCUUCAGAGUUCCAGGAGAGGCCGUUGGGACAUGGUGACCAAGCUAAGCUUAAUGACAGUUAA